UUCUCUCCCUCCCACGAUAAACUAGUCCGCUCUCCCGAACUCGACGUCCUCCGUUUCUCUGUAAAUUGCCUACGAACACGCGACAAGCAAACUCCACGACUACACCUUUUCGCUACCCCUCUCACCCCUCAAACUCCGCCGUAAGUCGCAGCCGGAUCUCCCCUCUCAUCGCCCAGACCGCCUCAACGGCGACAUCUACGAUCGACGACUAACACCAUAAUUCAAGAAAAUGAAGUUGCACUACAUCGGAAUCCUCCGCAAUGACAGCAAGCCCGCCGUCGAGCUUUGCAGCGAGAUGGAGCUGUCCGCAUACUCGCGAUUCACCAGAAACAGCUACGCCGAGUUCAUGAGCCUAUUCUCUAAGAAGGUGGCCGAGUCGACGCGCCCUGGUCAAAGGCAAGAUAUCGAGGAGGGCGACAACACAUUCCACUGCGUGGGAAGAAGCGAGGGUAUCUGUGGCGUUAUCAUUUCCGAUCACCAAUACCCGAGUCUCGUCGCUCACCAGCUCCUCUCCAAGAUCGUUGACGAGUUCCUCACCAAGCACCCGCGCUCCACAUGGGCGACGGGCGAACCCAAGCUCGUCCUCCCCGAGCUCAAGGAGUAUCUGACACGGUACCAAGACCCGCAACAGGCCGACUCCAUCCUCAAGAUCCAAAAGGAGCUCGACGAGACCAAGAUUGUGUUGCACAAGACCAUCCAGAGCGUCCUGGAGCGCGGAGAAAAGAUUGACGACCUGGUGGCCAAGAGCGACGGCCUCAGCUCCCAGAGCAAGAUGUUUUACCAGCAGGCAAAGAAGCAAAACUCGUGCUGCAUCGUCAUGUAAAAAAAGAAGUCACCCUUUUUUUUUUUGGUAUUGCCUCGAGCUUUCCUCACCUGAGUUAAUCGUCUUUACACGUUCUGGCGUUGG
Colletotrichum godetiae is the source of this 907-nucleotide messenger RNA. RefSeq names its product synaptobrevin. NCBI's taxonomy places the organism in Eukaryota, Fungi, Ascomycota, Sordariomycetes, Glomerellales, Glomerellaceae. Gene Ontology annotation, biological process: endoplasmic reticulum to Golgi vesicle-mediated transport. The coding region runs from base 230 to 823 and encodes 197 amino acids. Gene Ontology annotation, cellular component: Golgi apparatus. The transcript is spliced from 5 exons. The record is from RefSeq and is a predicted model, not a curated record. Gene Ontology annotation, molecular function: SNAP receptor activity.